AAAAGAUCUCUCGCUUUUAAAUACUACACUCACUGCAAAAGCGCUUAUUGUGGGUCACUCCUAAAAAUAAUUGUUUUCUUUUUCCCUUCACUUUUUGUGAAAGUGUUACAAAAGAACAAUAAAUAAAUAAAAAACCAAAUUCAUAGUUCAAAAAUUUCAAACCAAAACACAUAAAAAGUUUUUUCUAGUUUGAGUUUUGUGAGUGAUAUUUGUGAUGAGUUGUUCAAGUAAGAAAGCUGCAAACGCAGUUGGAGGCAAAACUGCUAGAGCUUGUGACAGUUGCAUAACAAAGAGAGCACGUUGGUAUUGUGCUGCUGAUGAUGCUUUUCUAUGUCAAGCUUGUGACUCUUCAGUUCAUUCAGCUAAUUCCUUAGCUAGAAGACAUGAAAGAGUUCGUUUGAAAACGGCGUCGUUUAAGUCCAUCGGUGGCGACGAUGAAUUCAACAAUUCCGGUCCUUUUUCCGGCUUCACAAAGAAAGCAAGAACGCCGAGACAAGGGAAAAACAAAUCAUCGCCGAGUAAUGAGCCGGCGAGGAAUAAUAAUAAUAAUCCGUUCCAUCUUGUUCCGGAGAUGGGUUUCGAUGAAGUGAAUUCACUUUCACAUGAUGAAAAUGAGGAGCAACUUCUUUAUAGGGUACCGAUUUUCGAUCCUUUUGUUGCUGAAUUAUGUAGUACUAGUCCUCCUUCAGUUGGUUCAAGUGAAGGAGAACUAGGAACUAUAACUAUUGCUUCUGAUACUUUCGCUCCUGAUACUAAAAACAUCAGAAGCGAAAACAGAAGUAGUAGUAACAAUUAUGAGAUGGAAAGCUUUCACGGGCUUCUUCCAUCUGAUAUUGAAUUAGCCGAAUUUGCAGCCGAUGUUGAGAGUUUAUUGGGUAGGGGACUAGAAAAUGAGUGUAUAGGGAUGGAAGAGUUAGGAUUGAUUGAUACAAAAAAUGAGAAGGAUAGGGAGUGGGAGUGUAUUGGGAAAGUGAAGGAAGAAAGUGAAGAGAGCCAUGAAGUUGUAGAGGUAGAUAAUAUAGAGAUGAUGGGAAAAGAGUCUUCAUUUGAAUUGAAUUUUGAUUAUGAUGAAUCUCAUGAAACAUGUGAAGAGGUGAAGGGUAAGGUUGGUUUGGAUAUAGAACAAAAUGAAAAUAAUAAUUGUAAUAAGGGGAAGAGGAAAAUAUCUUUGCAGCUAGACUAUGAUGCAAUAAUCAUUGCAUGGGAUAGCCAAAAGUGUCCAUGGACUAAUGGUGACAAACCAAAUUUGGAUGCUGAUGAGACCUUGCUUGAUUGCAUGGGAACUUAUGGAACAGAAGUUAAUUAUCCUUAUGGUGAAUUUGGUGGAUAUGGAUAUAAUCCAGUAAUGGUAGAUGGAGGAAGAGAGGCAAGAGUUUCAAGGUACAGAGAAAAGAGAAGAACAAGGUUGUUUUCUAAGAAAAUAAGGUACGAGGUUAGGAAAUUGAAUGCAGAAAAGAGACCAAGAAUGAAAGGAAGAUUUGUAAAGAGGGCUUCUUUUGCAGUUCCAACAUUUCCUUUGUUAAAAUAAAUAAGAGCUAGGAUUUGUUGCUUUGCUUUAUCCUUAAAUCUUUUUUGUUAGUAUUUGGUAAAAGUAAUAAUUUGCUGUUAUGUGAGUUUACAUUUUGUUUUACUUUAGUUUCCUACUCCUUUGUAUAUAUAAACAAUUUUGUACCAAUAUUGUAUUGGUUCAAGUGGAACUUUCCUUAAGUAAGAAUUUGGGUUUGAUUGCCA
Trifolium pratense (red clover) is the source of this 1731-nucleotide messenger RNA. RefSeq names its product zinc finger protein CONSTANS-LIKE 16. Bases 215 to 1528 code for a protein of 437 amino acids. Gene Ontology annotation, biological process: regulation of DNA-templated transcription. The record is from RefSeq and is a predicted model, not a curated record. Gene Ontology annotation, molecular function: protein binding; zinc ion binding. Gene Ontology annotation, cellular component: nucleus. NCBI's taxonomy places the organism in Eukaryota, Viridiplantae, Streptophyta, Magnoliopsida, Fabales, Fabaceae. The transcript is spliced from 2 exons.